GCCCUCCGGUUAGAGGCUGACAUUUUUUCAGAUCCUGGUUUGUUUAUACGGCUGUUCACUGCCUCGGAGCAGCUCGGCAUUCUACUGUCAUUAGGAAGCCGUUUUUCUGGCUUUUGCAUUCAUGGAUGAUAUUUAAAACCUUUAGUGAUCGCUUAGCUAUAGGUGGGGCUCAGGCAGCAAAAAUCGUCGUACUGUAGUGUAGCAAUGUAUAUUGUCAGCUAGCUAGUUAGCAUAGUACCGCUACAGCAAUGAUGUGACGUUGACAGGAAAGUGUUCUCAUGCAGCCCGAGACCUCUUCACGGUACCGUUACAACCGAAAAUAAACAAAAGACAGAUGUGUCAUCUCGCUUAAAUCGUUCGCAGGCUAGGCUUUUUAGUCAAAGUGGGCAAGCUACAGAGCUAAAUUCAUGUUAGCAUGGCGUCAGACACAAGUGACACGGAGGAGUUCUACGAUGCUACGGAGGACGUACAUUUCAGCCCAUCUCCUAAAGUGUCUCCGACGAAGUUUCAGAUUCCUUCACCUAAGCUCUCCCAGAAAUCUGAUGAAGGGUGCUGUGAAGGGGCAGCUGCUGAUGCUACUCAAGAUGAUUCGCUGCAGAUCAUUGACAGCAUCAUUGAGGAAAGUCAAAAGCAAAAUGGCUCUGCUGCUGUUGCUGACCUGUUGGAGCAACUCCAUGUUGACGUGACUUUGGAAGCAGAGUCAAAGGAAGAGCGUGAUAGCGCUCAGGAAGUUCCUGUGCAGCCAUCAGUGGCAGCUGGUGAACCUCAACCAAGGCCAGCAGUUGAGGAGCAACCGGAAUGUGCAGCGUCUAACGGAAUGUGUUCUCUACCUGCCCCUGACCCCUCGGACAUUCCGGGACUUUCAGUUGGAACACAAGAAGGUGUUCAGCCCCCGGACAUCACGAGCACAAUAGGACUGAUUCACACUGAUGGGAUGCUUGUGGUUGCAGAAGGGGAGCAGGAGCAAAGGCCUGCUGACCUUUUAGAGCAGGUUGCAUUCACAGACAGGCCAACAGACUCUAGAGACACAUCUGGACCUAUGAAACCCCGGCGGCAGUUCACGGUAGAACCAGACAUUGUAGCCAGCACCAAGAAGCCUCCGCCCUCAAGACCACCGCCUCCCACUGGAGGUCCUCCACCUAGACCGCCCCUACCAUCCUCUUGGCAGGGUCUCCCUUCCAAGAAGUCUCUGGAGUGUGUCAAACCCUGUGGGCUUGAAGUGAGUGCUGUUGUCAGCGACCCUCUAGAACCGUCUGGUCUGGUGUCUCCAAGUAGCACUGUGAGGAGUCUGACCAGAGAGCUGCAGCACUCCUUGGAUCUGGCCAGUGCCACCAGUGGUGACAAAGUGGUGACAGCUCAGGAGAAUGAGGAUGAAGACAUGUCAGGUCUGAGUGAAGGACAAGUACCAGACCCUCAGCGACCCCGAUCCAACUCUGGCAGAGAACUCACAGACGAAGAAAUCCUGGCCAGUGUAAUGAUCAAGAACCUGGACACAGGAGAAGAGAUCCCACUAAUACAAGCAGAGGAGAAACUUCCUGCUGGGAUCAACCCCCUCACUUUGCACAUUAUGAGGAGAACAAAGGAAUACAUCACGAACGAUGCAGCUCAGUCAGAUGACGAUGAGAAGUCGCAAGCUCCGCUGACAGACGCAGAUGGCGGAAAGCUGAAACAGAGAACAAGUCAGUUCAAGAAGUUCUUGGGCAAGUCGGUGAAAAAGGCCAAGCAUUUUGCAGAGGAGUACGGAGAGAAGGCAGUAAACAAAGUUAAAAGUGUUCGUGAUGAAGUAUUCCACACUGAUCAGGAUGAUCCAUCGUCCAGUGACGAUGAGGGGAUGCCGUACACCAGACCUGCCAAGUUUAAGGCAGCACACAGCUUUAAGGGUCCUUUUGAUUUUGAUCAGAUCAAGGUGGUGCAGGAUUUGAGUGGCGAGCACAUGGGGGCCGUGUGGACAAUGAAGUUCUCACAUUGUGGCAGACUUCUAGCAUCAGCCGGCCAAGAUAACAUAGUUCGAAUCUGGGUCUUAAAGACUGCCUUUGACUAUUUCAAUAACAUGAGGUUGAAAUACAACACUGAAGGCCGGGUGUCACCUUCUCCCUCUCAGGAAAGCUUUUGCUCCUCCAUGUCUGAUACUGAGGCGUGUUGCGCUCCAGAGGACCCCGACACGGAAGACAGAAAUGCUCCUUUUCGCCAGGUGCCCUUCUGCAAGUACAAAGGGCACACAGCUGAUCUAUUAGAUCUGUCCUGGUCAAAGAACUUCUUUUUGCUCUCGUCCUCCAUGGAUAAAACGGUCCGAUUAUGGCACAUAUCCAGACGAGAGUGUCUCUGCUGCUUUCAGCACAUAGAUUUUGUCACCGCCAUCACGUUCCAUCCCAGAGACGACAGAUACUUUUUAAGCGGCUCUCUGGAUGGAAAGCUGCGACUGUGGAAUAUUCCGGACAAAAAGGUGGCUCUGUGGAAUGAGGUGGAUGGUCAAACGCGCCUUAUCACUGCUGCCAACUUCUGCCAAAAUGGGAAGUAUGCCGUCAUCGGCACUUAUGAUGGACGAUGCAUCUUUUAUGACACAGAGCGUUUGAAAUAUCACACCCAAAUACACGUCAGAUCCACCAGAGGCAGGAAUAAAGUUGGGCGCAAAAUCACCGGUAUUGAACCGUUGCCUGGAGAGAAUAAGAUUUUGGUGACCUCAAAUGAUUCCCGCAUCCGACUUUACGACCUGAGGGACUUGUCUCUGUCCAUGAAGUACAAGGGUUACGUCAACAGCAGCAGUCAGAUUAAGGCCAGCUUCAGCCACGACUAUUCUUUUAUCGUCAGCGGCUCAGAGGAUAAAUACGUGUACAUCUGGAGCACUUACCAUGACCUGAGCAAAUUCACAUCUGUACGGCGGGACCGCAAUGACUUCUGGGAAGGGAUUAAAGCACACAACGCCGUGGUCACAUCUGCCAUUUUCGCGCCUCACCCAGGCCUCAUUGUCCCACAAGAGAGUGGUGCGGAAAAACCAGAAGCGGAGUGCAAGAGCCUGGACUCUAAUGAGUCUGAAACCAUUCCCUCAGGUGCACUAAAGACCGAUCACACGGAGGUUCUGCUGUCGGCAGACUUCACCGGUGCCAUCAAAGUGUUUAUCAAUGUAAAGAAAUACUGACCUGUCAGGUGACCACUCUCACCCACAAGGGUUGGAUCACGGUUACGGCUCCCGAGUGCGAGAGUCGCAGUUCUUUUCAUCUUGAGUACCAGGCGACCGUGCGUAGUUUGGCAUUGAUCAAAAACUGUAAUUGCUGACGUAGUUUAAGUUGUGUUUUAUCAGGUGUGGCUGACUGACGUCUGUAUGGCUCUGGUGCAUACAGCACCCUCUUUAACAGUAAGCCACACGUUUCAAUGUGUCUCGGAAAUAUGGUGACAGUGAACAAAUGUUGAGUCACCAAUUAUUUGUGCCUACAAACAAUGUAGAUGGCUUUUUUUUUUUUUUUAAAUGUUUCAGCUUCUCAAAACGUCCACAGCUGACGAUACAGGAAAUCUGUGUUUAUUAUUGUUAAAUAGUACUUUUGAGAAACACUACUGUGUCUACGUUUGAUACAUUUCACUUAUAUUAUCUGUAGAUUUACUAUGUAACAUUGCACAUUAAUGCUUUUCUAAGCAACUUAACGCUCUAUUGAUGUCAAUAAAAGUGUAUGUUGAUAAUAUUUUUAAGCAGAGUUGAUGCAAGUCACAAACAAAUAUAGAAUCACUGAGAGUGAUUUAAUGUCUGAACAUUGCACAUUUCAUGUUUUUUUAAUAAACAAACAAACAAAAAAAAUAUAUAGUUGAUUAGUGUCCAAAUAUGAUACAAAAGAGAUCAGAAUUGUUGUGUUUGGGACCAAGACAACGGAGCACUGUGCAAGUCCACAGUCAAUGUUUACUCUUCUUUGUCUUCUUAUGGGAGCGAUGUGGGGACUGUGACCUGGACCUGCGUCCCCUUCGGUCUGGAGAUGGAGAUCGGGAUCGUUUGGAUUGUCUAGAAGAUACGACAAUAACUUUAAGAACAGCAGUCAUGAUGAAUACCGUAUAUUGUUGGCACUUGCUUUAAAGGAGCGAUGCUGUUGGAUUUAUGGCUGUGCUUGUCUAAAUCCCGACUCAGUUGUCUGUCUCCAUCUUCGCUUCUUUUGCUCUUCUUUCUGUCCUUUCUGUCGUCUGUUGAUCUCUCUUUAGAUUUGGAUGUUGGUUUCUCUGGCUUUGCGUCAUCAUCUGUUUCGAACUCCUUCAGUAAACAGGAUAAAAAGCCACGCUUGUUCAUUAUGAAUUUUCACCCACUAAACUAGUUUUAUGUGUUUCUCUAAUUGUACUUAUUUGCACUUUUGUCACUGGCCAACACAGCAUUUGUAAUUAAAGGAGUAUUUAUCUUA
Molecule: messenger RNA, 4373 nt
Organism: Nerophis ophidion (straightnose pipefish)
Lineage: Eukaryota; Metazoa; Chordata; Actinopteri; Syngnathiformes; Syngnathidae
Gene: wdr44
Product: WD repeat domain 44
Exons: 20
Coding region: 416-3136 (906 amino acids)
Molecular function (GO): protein binding
Source: RefSeq, a predicted model, not a curated record